Ricinus communis (castor bean) is the source of this 1281-nucleotide messenger RNA. Its product is annotated as ethylene-responsive transcription factor ERF011. The coding region runs from base 347 to 835 and encodes 162 amino acids. The record is from RefSeq and is a predicted model, not a curated record. Gene Ontology annotation, biological process: regulation of DNA-templated transcription. Gene Ontology annotation, molecular function: DNA binding; DNA-binding transcription factor activity. The transcript has a single exon. NCBI's taxonomy places the organism in Eukaryota, Viridiplantae, Streptophyta, Magnoliopsida, Malpighiales, Euphorbiaceae.
AGAAAAGAAAGAUAGAAAUGAUCGAUGGUGUGUGUCGGCCAAAAUUGGAUUUAUCUUAAAGGAAGAUCAACGUGGCGGCCGUGCCCAGACGACAGACUAGCAGCCAAGUAGGAAGCUCUUAUGUCCUACCUCCUCUUUCUUUUCUUUGUUUCUUUCUUUCCAUCUCCCUCUCUUUUUGUGAUAUAUAUAAGCAAACCAUAGCGUCUAAGGCAACCGUUUUAGCUCUCUAAGCUUCAAACAUCACCACCACCACCCACAGAAUCUCUCUCCUCUUUUAUUAUACUAAGUAGUCCUUUUUUAUCUUUAUUAUUAUUAUUAAUUUAUGAAUUGAACUCUUCAAGAAAUCAUGGAGGAAUCGUCAGGAGAGUAUUGUUCAAGCUCGAGCUCAACCUCUCCAACUACUACUGCUACUACUGCUACUGAGAAGCGUAAACAAAGGCAACAGCAACAAGACAAGCCUUAUAGAGGAAUAAGGAUGAGAAAGUGGGGGAAGUGGGUUGCUGAGAUUAGAGAACCCAACAAGCGUUCGAGAAUUUGGCUUGGUUCUUAUUCAACCCCUAUAGCUGCUGCUCGUGCUUAUGACACCGCAGUUUUCUACCUUAGAGGUCCUUCUGCUAGGCUUAAUUUUCCUGAUUUGAUAUACCAGGAAGACGGUCUGGGUGAUAUGUCUGCUGCUUCUAUACGCAAGAAAGCUACUGAAGUUGGAGCCCAAGUCGAUGCCCUUCAACAAACCACAAAUCUCCAUCAUCACCACUCGUCAGAAAAGAAACUAGUUUCUUCCGAGAAACCUGACUUGAAUCAGUAUCCAAACCCUGAAAAUUCUGAUGAUGAGUAGAAGAUAUGAUCUCUUGAUUAAUUAAUUAAUUAAUUAUGACUCUUAUGUAAUCAUUUUAAAUUUUUGGCUUUGGUUUCUUUAAUCUUUUUUCUUGGGUUAUAAUAGCCACCUCCUUCUCUAUGUGCAUGCCUCAGAAAAGUUCGUCAGACACGCAAAUGAAAAAGAGGAUAUUAUAAGAAAUAGAUUGAUGAGAAGGAUUCUGCUUCAUAAGAAGAGAGUGAAGAAAUUGGCUCUUCUUACUUUAUCUCAUCUGGUCAGUUUGUAACAUUAAAAAGUAGUUAGAUAAAAGGAUGCCAAAUAGUUAAGUUUUAGUUUAGUUAGUUAACCUAUCAAGUUAAAUUUGAUUCUGUGUUUUGUCUUUUAGUAGCGGUAACAUGUUGCUAUGUAUGUCCUUGAUUUUCUUGAAGUUGGGUUCCAAUAAUAUGACUUGGAAAAUUAGUUGAUAA